This is a messenger RNA of Ziziphus jujuba (common jujube), 2514 nucleotides long. RefSeq lists its product as uncharacterized. The transcript has 7 exons. Bases 712 to 2142 code for a protein of 476 amino acids. Gene Ontology annotation, biological process: fluoride transmembrane transport. Gene Ontology annotation, cellular component: membrane. Gene Ontology annotation, molecular function: fluoride transmembrane transporter activity. The record is from RefSeq and is a predicted model, not a curated record. Lineage: Eukaryota; Viridiplantae; Streptophyta; Magnoliopsida; Rosales; Rhamnaceae.
AAAACACUAUUUCUGUGUUGGAAAGCUGUGCGAUUUGACUACUAUUUUGGCUUUGCUAAAUUUUUUGUUUUCAAUUUUGGGUUACCUUUGUUCAUCCUGUAUUCUUAGGUAGUUUAUUGGGGAUCGCAGCAUUGUUUAAUAAUUUAUUGGGUGUUGAAAAAGUUUCACUUUUCAAGUAGCUUUAGCUCAAUAAUCAGAGAUUGAUUUCACACCCAAUCAAAUUAUCAUAUAGGAUUUGGGGUUAAUUAAUAUUACUGCAUUUUUAUUUAUUUAUUUAUUUUUUAUUAUUAGUUUGUGAGGGCUGGAUUUGGGUUUUGGGGCUGCUUCGUUAGUGGAGGACACAUCUUUGAGCUUAAAAAGUAGCAGUACGCCUUUUGUUUUCGGCCAUGAACAGUUUUUGAUUCUUUUUCUGAAAACUGUACUGUUUUUUGCUUUGACAUUGUAUUCACUUUUAUAAUGUUGGGCCCCUAUUCAUUUUGGGCCGUCAGCUAAUGACUAUCAAGUGGGCAAAUUUUAUUUUUAUUAAUUUAUAUUUGUUUAUUUUAUUUUUCAUGCAAGGAGAUAAUUUGUCAAGUUUGAUAGACUGAAUAUGGUUCGCUACCAUAUCUGGUAUAAUUAUUCUUUGGGAAUUUUGGGAACCCAUUUUCGUGUCUUUCUUUCAAAAUGAGAUAGAAGUGGAUUUAUUAUUAUUAUCAUCAUCAUCAUCUCCAAAUGUCAUCCCAAGACAAAAGUAGCCCUGCUCUUCUGGUGGGAGGGUCACGAAGUGGAUCAUUUAGUAGGACAAGCAGUACUGCAUCUUCUAUAAGAAGGCGUUCUUUCAGUUUAUCAGGUGCUCUACCGUCUCAAAGAGAUGAUGAUGUUGAAAGUGAGACUGUGUCAGAAGCAGGAGAUAUUGGGGAUCGUGCUCUUCAGAGCAACAGGUAUAGUGAGAGUGGCAGCUUCGGCUUCUCUUUUGAUCAUGCACCGGAGAAUGGAGUUGUUGUUACCAUUCCAGAACAUGGUCAAUUGCAAUCUCGUGGCGGUGACCCUGCAGGAUCAAAUGCAGUCUCCCCUGUAUCGCCAUUGCCAAACGAAAUCAUUUCUCCUCUUUCAACCGAUGCAAUGGUGCAAUCUGAAGACAAAAUACAAGAUAAUAAAAAACAAUUGCCAAAACUGUUGGAAUACGGUUCAUGUCUCACUCAUUUAGCUGUUUUUGGGAUUUUGGGGGUCUUAACAAGGCAUUUGCUACAAAAGCUAUUUGGCCCUGGCGUCGCCAAAGUGACAAGCAAUGAAAGCAUUUUGUAUCUUGACCUUCCUUCUAAUAUGGUUGGUUCUUUCUUGAUGGGGUGGUUUGGUGUUGUUUUCAAAGGAGACAUAUCCCGUGUUUCAGAUUUUCUGGCAAUUGGUUUGACAACCGGUUAUCUGGGAAGCCUUACAACUUUCAGUGGUUGGAACCAGAAAAUGAUUGAACUCAGUGUUGAAGGCCAGUGGGUUGAAGCUGUACUUGGUUUUCUCAUCGGUUUGUUUCUGGCUGCCUACUCUAUAAUUUUUGGAGUUGAGACAGCUAAAGGUUUCAGGUACCUGCUUGAAAAGAGAAUAAAACAUUUGGAAGGUGGUAUCCCAGUCUCUAACAGCAGCUGGAGAGUGGAUAGUUGCAGGCGUCAUUUGGUGGUUAUGGCGGUGUUUAUCCUGACGCUAGGUUUGCUAUGGUCUGUGAGUGUAAUAUUGGAGAAAAAGGAGUUUAGCAGCGGCAGCAGUGAGGCUGAACUAUGGUUAGGUUGCAUAGUUGGACCUCUAGGUGUGUGGAUGAGAUGGUUCUUAGCUCGGCUUAAUGGUCGUGGUUUAGGAAAGACUGGGUUGUUGAAAUGGAUUCCAUUUGGUACACUUAUUGCUAAUGUCUCUGCAGCUUGUGUUAUGGCAGCACUUGCUACUAUUAAGAAAGCGGUAAAUACCAAGAACUGCGACACGAUUGCAACGGGGAUACAGUUUGGAUUUUUGGGAUGUUUGAGUACUGUUUCUACGUUCAUUGCGGAAUUCAAUGCAAUGAGAGAAAGUAAGCACCCCUGGAGAGCAUAUGCGUAUGCCAUGAUCACCGUUUGCAUCUCAUUCGGCUUGGGAACCCUGAUAUAUUCUGUACCUGUUUGGACAGAAGGAUACAAUUAGCACAUUUGGGUCCAAUUUUUUGGGUUCUAUCGGUUGCUUUCCCCGUUGUCAUGUGAACAUGAAGUGGAGCUUCAUUUGACUGGAGUAUAGAAACAUCCUUCAUUUGCGAGAUUGUGUAUACGAAUUGCAGAGAACCUCUCAAAGAAUCGCUCCAAAUCUAUGUUGCUUUCACUUGAAACCACGACCAAAGUCCUGACCCAUUGUAUAUUUGGUGCCAUUUUGUAAUGAGGAAAAAUUCUAGGAUUCUAAGGAUUCAUCAAAUUACCUUAAUGAUAAAGUAGUUUUGGAAAUUAAUUUGUAUAUCGUAAAUUUACCAUGCAAAAUAAGAAGCAGAAGAAGAAGAAGAAGAUAAUAUUACUUCUGUUCUGUACA